GCCUGUAAACACAUCUUCCACUAACACCUUCUUAUCUGUCGUACAUCAGUUACUCGAAAAAUCAACUAAGAUCACUCUUACAUGGUAAGAAUAUUCCGCGAGGGUGAAAACCCCUUCGAGGCAGAACAAGACCCGAUUACAAACGAAGAAUAUCUGGAGGCUCUCCAGCUGACCUCCAAUGUUGUUCCACGGGAAAUCUUCGAACAUAUUUACGAGUCUAGAACCGAUUCCGGAGAUAGCGGCUCUGAAGUCUCGUCUCUCGACGAGAAUGAACGAGCCAUGAUUUCCGGCAUCUUCGCCGACAUCCACGCCCGCCGGGCAGCCGCUGAGCCUUUCGAGGAGCAGUCGGCAACCGCACUUACGGCCGUGAUGGACCACUAUGCCGUCAUGACGGAGAAUUUCAACCGGGACCUGCAGAACCUGCCCGCAUUUGCGGACAUGUUUGAAACAACCCCCGUUGUCUUCCCCAGCACGCCCAUUUCUUCUAAUCUGGUCACGAUCCCUUUCGACUUCGCCGAGACGCCAGACAGCCUUUACCUGUCUCCCGCCGCUAUCGGUAACGAAGACCACGGAAUCCAGUUCCGUACUUGGUUGGUCGUGGUGAUCACUUUACGCCCUCGCGACUCUGCCGAGCACGCGUGGUGGCUAUACGAAGGUGGCUUACAACGUCGUGAGGCGUACAUCAUCGACCCGGAUUGGCCGGGAUGUCAUCUUCCAGAACUGGCAAUCGAGGUCAAAGGAUGGUUUAUGAAUGCGGACGAGAUCUAUGAGGCCGCAGACCAGCGGUUCCGGCAACUGGAUCUCCUGUUUACCACCAUGGGCUUCACAUUUGGUUAUCCACUUGUAAAGGCUCCCCUAAACUUGAAUCAAAACUCCAGCUGUGCCGUUGAAAACUUCCUGCAGUAA
Messenger RNA from Penicilliopsis zonata CBS 506.65, 906 nucleotides. RefSeq lists its product as hypothetical. Lineage: Eukaryota; Fungi; Ascomycota; Eurotiomycetes; Eurotiales; Aspergillaceae. The record is from RefSeq and is a predicted model, not a curated record. The coding region runs from base 82 to 906 and encodes 274 amino acids. The transcript is spliced from 2 exons.